CUCUUCCGCAUCUAUAUUCUCGCCCGCAUCAGAUGCCUCGCCAAUGCAUUCGUCAUGGGCCGUUGUCGUUCGGACCUCUAUAAAGCAGCCACACUCCUUCGCCUAUGAAGCUCCAUCUGUCUGCCUCUAUCUAUUGCCUCAACCCAUCAGGUCUUCCUCCUAAUCCAACUCUUCUCAUCCAGCACAAUGGCAAUCACCUGCCACCCCAUCCCCAAAGCCCCCGAGUCCGAAGUCGACUUCGGGGUCGAAGUCCGCGGCCUCGACCUGGAAAACCUUAGUGACACCGACUUCCAAUCCCUCCGCACGAUCCUCUACACCCACCAAGUGGUCGUGAUCAAGAACCAAAAAAGGCUCUCUCCCUCCGCCCAAUUCUCGCUCACCCGCCGCUUCGACCCAUCCGCGGGGGUCUACAGCCACGGCACGAAGAUCUCGAACCGCAGCGUGCUGCACCGAGACCUCACCACCAUCCCUUCGCAACCGCAAGUGCAAGUCAUCGGGCAUGGCCACAUCCCGUCCUACGAGGGCCUCACCGACCUGCACCUGCAACAUCCCCACCACCGCACCUUCCACAAGGACCCCAUUCCAGCGGACCAAGACCACGACUUCACGCACUUCUACCGCUGGCACAUCGACUCCGCAAUGUACGACCUCGACCCGCCCCUCGUCACCUCUCUCCUCGCCAUCAAAACCCCCCCGAAGCGACACCAAACACUCCUCUACGACGACAACACCUCCACGACCCUACGUGUCCCCCUCGGCACAACCGCCUUCUUCAGCGGCUCACGCCUCUUCUCCCUCCUCACCCCCUCCGAACAAACCUUCAUCCUAACCAGCAAAGUCGAAUACGCCCCACACCCAUACAUCUGGAUGAGCGAAGCGAAAUCCCGCUCCAACGGCCUGGGCCUCCUCUCCGAAAACCUCGAACUCCCCCUCACCUCCCUCCCACCCAUCGACCCCUCCAAAAUAAAAGUCUACCCCAUGGCCUGGAAAAACCCGGUAACCGGCACCCUCGCAAUGAUGGUAUACCCGACCUGCGUGCGCAAGAUCCACCUCGCGGACGGGACGGUCAUGGACGAUCUGCGUGAGAUCCGUGAGAUGCUGUACAAGUUCCAGAGACGGGCGAUUGAUCCGCAGUUCGUGUAUCCGCAUGAUUGGGAGGAGGGCGAUCUGGUAUUGUUUAAUAACCACGGGGUGAUGCAUUCGAUUGUGGGGUCGUUUGCGGAGGGGGAGGUGAGAUUGUUCAGGCAGUCCUCGUCUCGUCUCCUCUCGCAGGGGAGUCGAGUCGAGUCGAGUCGAGUUUGA
Molecule: messenger RNA, 1302 nt
Organism: Aspergillus heteromorphus CBS 117.55
Lineage: Eukaryota; Fungi; Ascomycota; Eurotiomycetes; Eurotiales; Aspergillaceae
Product: TauD/TfdA family dioxygenase
Exons: 3
Coding region: 187-1302 (371 amino acids)
Molecular function (GO): oxidoreductase activity
Source: RefSeq, a predicted model, not a curated record